Colletotrichum karsti is the source of this 933-nucleotide messenger RNA. Its product is annotated as phosphopantetheinyl transferase. Lineage: Eukaryota; Fungi; Ascomycota; Sordariomycetes; Glomerellales; Glomerellaceae. The transcript is spliced from 2 exons. Bases 1 to 933 code for a protein of 310 amino acids. The record is from RefSeq and is a predicted model, not a curated record. Gene Ontology annotation, molecular function: holo-[acyl-carrier-protein] synthase activity; magnesium ion binding. Gene Ontology annotation, cellular component: cytosol.
AUGGCCCCGACUAUCGUACAGUGGAUCCUGGAUACUCGGCACCUGUAUCCAGAGGCCACUGAAACGAAGCACCUUGAGCAAGCAGCAUCUCGGGCGCUCGCUCUCCUCAGCGCCGAAGAGCGCAAAGCCGUGCUGAAAUACUACCAUGUUCGCGACGCGAAGCUGUCUUUGGGCUCACACCUCCUGAAACGUUAUGCCAUCUCCCGUUUCUGCGGCGUCCCCUGGCCAUCGGCUACUGCCGUACGCAACGACCACACUAAACCCGUCUUCCGCACCGCCGAGGGCUCUGAACCUCUGAGCUUCAACGUGAGCCACCAAGCCGGUCUCGUUGCUCUUAUUGCUGUCCACGGUUACGACUCCUCCAACGGGCCCGUUGACGUUGGUGUCGAUGUCGUUUGUACCUCGGAGCGCCGCGCGAGGGAUCACGGCAUGCUUAGGAGCGAGGGGUGGCCGCACUUCGUUGACGUCCAUGCUGACGUGCUGUCGCCAGCUGAGGCGAGCUUCCUUAAGUGGCAGGUCCUCUUAGCGAUCCCUCCGGGCCUGAAGCCGGGCGCCUCGGCAGAGGAUGGGGCAGACUUCAAGCUACGGUGCUUUUAUGCAUUAUGGUGUCUGAGAGAAGCUUACGUCAAGAUGACCGGAGAAGCCCUCCUCGCGCCCUGGCUGGCGGACUUGCAGUUCAAGAAAUUCAGGCCGCCGCUCCCAGCGGAGAAGUUUGAGGACGAUGGCGACGCGGUCACGGAGCAUGAGAUCAUUUUCAAGGGGGCCAGAGUCGACGACGUGAAUGUGUGCCUCAGAUCAUUGGGCCCCGAUUACAUGACCUGCACCGUAGUGCGCACUCCCCAGCGUAAAGAGGAUGGGCUGGCUUUCGAGAUGGUGCCAUUUACGAUGCUUUCUUUAGACGAAGUCUUGGAUUUUGGAGAAUCUCAUUCGUAA